AUGAGGCCAGAAUUUCAGAAAAAAAAGGCCGCUAUUCUUAAAAAAUUUAAGACGGAGGGGCUGGAUCCAUCUCCAAAGGGCUGUCCUGAUGAACCUAUAAUUUCUCUUUUAGAUCUUAUUAAUCAUCAUCCUCAUCUUGUUACAACAAGUUCAUGUUCAGGUAGAAUAGCGAUUUAUGUUGAAAGCGAUGUUGCAAAUAGUAUAGGAGGAAAGGGAUUAGGAGGGAGAUGGUUAAUGGUGCGACAUGAACCAUGGGAAGAUGGAUUAGAAGAUUUAGAUAUUUUAUCUAAAAUAUGUGGGGAAUAUCCAGUUAGAAGAGUGGAUUUUAAAGAAUCUAAGAGGGGACGAUUAAUUCAUUUUAAAUUUGAGCCUAUGAUUUUGCAUAUUAUGUCAGAGACGAUAUCGACAGCUCGUGCAUUUUUAAGUAGUGCACUUUCAUCAAAAUUUAGAGAAUCAGGACUUAUUUUAUCAAAAAAGAAUAAUAUUAUAGCAGUUCGAUCAUCUAUAGGAUUUAGCUGUCCUAUAGGAUAUUUGAAAAAAGAAGAGAAUGUGGAGUUUGUUGAAUUGUUAGUAGACGAGAAAUACCUUUAUUUGUUGAUAGAUAUGGCAAACAAAAGAUUUAAAGAAAACGAAAGAAGAAGAGAUAUGUUGUAUAAAAACAUUUCAGGUUGGAUUAUGAAAGAAUCUGAAAUAGAUAUGGAAAAUAAAGAAGAAAUAUUAAAAAAAUAA
Pneumocystis carinii B80 is the source of this 729-nucleotide messenger RNA. RefSeq lists its product as hypothetical. Gene Ontology annotation, cellular component: cytoplasm. Bases 1 to 729 code for a protein of 242 amino acids. The transcript is spliced from 2 exons. Lineage: Eukaryota; Fungi; Ascomycota; Pneumocystomycetes; Pneumocystales; Pneumocystaceae. Gene Ontology annotation, molecular function: tRNA methyltransferase activity. Gene Ontology annotation, biological process: tRNA methylation. The record is from RefSeq and is a predicted model, not a curated record.